Molecule: messenger RNA, 1054 nt
Organism: Pseudogymnoascus destructans
Lineage: Eukaryota; Fungi; Ascomycota; Leotiomycetes; Thelebolales; Thelebolaceae
Gene: TRS33
Product: Trafficking protein particle complex subunit 33
Exons: 3
Coding region: 130-810 (226 amino acids)
Biological process (GO): endoplasmic reticulum to Golgi vesicle-mediated transport; regulation of GTPase activity
Cellular component (GO): cis-Golgi network; trans-Golgi network; TRAPP complex
Source: RefSeq, a predicted model, not a curated record
AUAUCCACAGCCUUACACCCUUCCCAUCCACCACAACCACACCCCAUCAACCCUUCCCACCACCCCUCCACUCCCCAUACAAACCAAAAGCUACCCCAUGCGAUAACCCACAUCCCAAUCACACGUACCAUGUCCUUCGAAAGCCCGCAACCGCCCUACAACGGCGACCCCUCCGCCACCUUCCUCAGCAGCUCCUGCCUCGACUUCCUCCUCAUCGAGCUCGUCCCGCUCGCCUACCGCCUCGCCCACGACAUCGACAGCGUCAAGCGCGACGGCGUCGCCGGGCUCCCCGACGACGAGGUCAAGGCGCUCGCUGCUGCGAAGGGGGGCAGCGUGAGCACCAAGGCCGCGGGGACGGCGGGGACGGGCGCACUGAGGGAGAGCAGGAUGGAUGAGGAUGAGGAGCGGGAUGCGGUGUUUUACAGGCUCGAGACGCUGGGGUAUCGCGUUGGGCAGGGCAUGGUUGAGCGGUUCUCGAUUGAUAGGCCACGGUUUACGGAUACGCUUGAUGUGAUUAAGUUCCUUUGCAAGGACCUGUGGAUGCUGGUCUUUCGAAAGCAGAUCGAUAACCUUAAGACUAACCACCGCGGGGUUUACGUCCUGACUGAUAAUGCGUUCCGGCCGUUCUCGCGGAUGAGCACUGAGGCUGGUGGACAGGCUGUUGUGCGCGCGCAACCGUUCCUGUGGUUUCCGUGCGGCGUUAUUAGAGGCGCGCUGGCGAGUAUGGGGAUAAAUGCGACGGUGCAGGCGGAGACGUCGGAGCUGCCGGGGGCGACGUUCCAGAUUAAGUCUAUUACUGUGAAUCCUUGAUGGAUAGCAGCAUGUGCAUAUCCCGGCGAGGGAACGGUGGGGACUAGGGAGGGUAGACUAUAUGGGAUAAUAUACUAUGGAGGAGGGCACGCAGGCUGAGUAGAUUGCUUCGGAGGUUGGUUUUUAGUCACAGCGGUUUAGCGGCAUACACUGGCGUUGGGAAUGGCAUAUCACAUUGCCUGGAAUGAGACAUAUUUUACGCUAUUCACCAAGAGCUACAUAUUCAUGUGAACUUGUAACAUAG